UGUUACCUAGCAACUAAGAUCAAACAACGCGCCGUUUUACCGACUAUUGGAAAUACGUCACCACGCCACUAUUUAUUAUUAUUGCCACGGUGGUAUUAUUAUUAUUAUUAUCAGUCAGAGGUCAGACAUAAGGAUGAGGGUGUCGCCCACGGCCGCGUACUGUAGUUGUAAAUAAAAACAGAACUAUAACUGUGUGUGACGUUUGCGGCUCGUCUAGUUUUCCGACCACCGCGCGCGCUCUACAAGUUAACCAAAGGAAGUGCCUGUUCUGCUCUGCUCCGAAAUGUUACGGAGCUUCACCACUCCCCUACCUGCUUCUGCUCGCUGCGCAUGCACUGACCUGAAGGGCGUCGUGAAUGCAGCGACAGUCUCGCACUUCCUCCUGUUCAACACCUACAGUCAGGAAGAAUGAACCACUUCCACUAGUUUGACAAGGCAGACAGUGCCUUGUCUGGAGCGUCUGCCGAGAACAUCUCGUUAGAGGCGCUCACAAUGAGGGUCUCUGGAUUAUUCCCGUGGAGCCCCACUUUACUGACUUUGCUGGCUUUGUUUCUACGUUGUGAGGCUGAUGUGAACACUGAGAUGCAGCCUGGGCCCCUGUACCGUGUGGUUGGCUCUCGGCUCUCCAUCUCCUGCAGCACAAGCGGCUUCCCCAAUGAAAACUCUGAUAAGGAUUUUAAAUUCUACAUGGCGAGUCCUGCACGCCCAACACAUUUCCUCAACAUCAUCAGCACAGAAGACCCAGACUUUGGUUAUGCUCGUUUUCUGCGACGCAUAGAAGCAGGCGAUAUUUCCCUCACACGCGUUGGUCCCAACUCAGUCAUAUUUGAAAUAAAAAACCUACGCAAGGAGGAUGAAGGGGAAUAUGAAUGCUCCGCAGUCAAGCCAAGAUCUAUUUUAAAUGGAGUCUUCUCUGUGAAAGCAGUUGUUAAAGUGAUCGACAACUCCCUAAGCGUUACAUCUGGUGAGUCCGUCACCUCGCUGCCCCGUAACGAAGGCGAAGCUCUCACUUUGACGUGCCAAGCAUCCACCAACACCAUCCAGCACGUCCAUCUGUCUUUCAUCUGGUAUCUGCGUAAAGAUGGGGCUGAAGAAGCUAAACCGAUCAUUUCUCUGGACAAAGAUUUCACACUGACUCCUGGCCAGGGCUUUGAGCAGCGUUACAGGGAGGAAGCCAUUCGCUUAGAUAAAUUAGGAGAUGCUGAUUACAGGCUUCAGAUGACUAAGCUUGAGCUGUCAGACCAGGGUCAGAUCUACUGCCAAGCUCAGGAAUGGAUUCAAGAUCCAGAUCGUUCCUGGUACAAGAUCGCUGAGAAGGAUGCAGAGGAAAUUACUCUGACAGUCAAACCUAAAGAGACGUCGGCCCUGGCGGUGAGUCUUUCUGCAGAGAAUGCCGUGCAGGAGGGGAAGGAGCUGUUGCUGUCCUGCAGCAUCAGCGCACAGAACCUCGCAGGCCGGUUCUUCUCCGUCGCGUGGCUCUGGGAAGGAAAUGAGCUGGUCCGAAUCGGCCCUACGGGCAUUCUGACCGUGACGGCGGCAUACAGUGACCAAGAGAGAGAUGGGGAGCUAAGAGCCACGCGUACUGAGAACAGCAAAUACCAACUCAGGUUAAAGCCUGUGAGAACAACACAUGGAGGGAGUUAUGUGUGCAGGGCCUGGCCGGAAGAGAGAGACCAAGAAGGCAACUUUAAACAAGGAGGAGCUCAGGACUCCCAGCCCCAGGUGGUCCGCGUCUCAACUGCAGAGAGUGGGCUGUCGGUCAAAAUGGAGAACACGUUGCAAAUAAUUUCCCAAGGAGAGAAAUUAAGGCUCACCUGUACAGUGGACGGGUUCAAAGGUCCGCUCUCUGUCGCCUGGCAACACAAGUCCGUGCGGUCACCUUUGUUCUCCACCAUCAUCGAUCUAAGUGAGGAUGGAGUCACAGAGAAAGCAGAAGCUUUUGCGGGGCGUGAAGUGAGAGUGACCCGUUCCAAGAUGGAAACCUUCGUCUUCGAGAUGGAUCAAGUUGCUCCGACUGAUUCGGGUAUCUAUGAGUGUGUCGUCUCUGAAAAGCAAGCCAACGGCAAAACUCACAGCAAGUUUCAAAGUGCCAACGUGACUGUUAAAGCUAUCGAAUCCCUGGUGAGGGUCAUACUGAAGAGCCGGGACCAUGGCGUGACUGUGGGAGAAAACGCACAUUUAAUGUGCAAAGUCACCAGUCCCCGGGUGCCAAUGACUCUGACUUGGAGCGUGCAGAAAGAGGACUCCAACAUAAACACCAUUGUGGUGCUGUACUCAAAUGGUUCCAUCAGCUGGUCCGGGGACCAGCAUCGUUACCAAGUGGAGGUAAACAGCCAAGAGAACACCUUGGACGUCAUGCACUCUCUGAAAAUCCUUAGUGCCAGCCACAGGGAGGCGGGAACGUACCAGUGUAGGGUGUCAGUUUUUCUGGGUAAGGUCCACAAAAAGAUUCCUCCGUCCAACCAGCUGAAGGUGAUGGUGAACAAUCCAGUCAGCGAACUCGCCCUAGUUUCCAAGCCCACCAUUACACAAAGCAUCAACACUGACAUACAAAUUGUUUGCAAAGUCACAUCAGCAACACCUAAGCCGUCUCUCUACGAGGUCCUCUGGGAACUCCAACAAGAAGCUGGAAAUAAGACCGUUCUGAGCUCAGACCGUAACGCUCUCGUCACUUUCGGGACCCAGAUUGAGGAGAAUGACAGCCGACGGAUCAGCAUGAGACGCACCGCUGAGCCUGCUUUCGAGCUGACCAUUCGACAAGCCAGACUCUCAGACAAAGGCCUUUAUGUGUGCAAGGUGGUGGAAUAUCUACAAGAUCCUCAGGGAGAAUGGUAUUUCCUCUCGGACAAAACUACGACCACAAACCUGGAUGUUACUGAACCUGAUACAAAUUUGUCCAUUGACAAGAAAGAGUUGGAGGUGAACGUAAGCAUUGCAGAGGAUUUCUCCAUUCCCUGCGUCAUCACCGAACAGUCCAGCAACGAGUCCCAGUUCCAGGUCACAUGGUUCUGGCAGAAAGGCGCUGAAGCUAAACCCAUAUAUACAGCUUACAGAAAUUCUACCUUACAACCCAGCACAGAGAAUAUCGCUGUAAGAUACGGCCACCCACUCCCUGGCCAAUUCGACCUUAAAGUAAAGACUGAUGCUGAAAACAGCGGCGUGUACUUCUGUGAAGUAGAGGAGUGGCUUUACUCUCAUCCUUAUGGGUGGAGGAAGCUUGCGGUUGAGAAGUCUGGAAAUCUGACUGUGAACGUCGAUGCAGAAGGGAGAGUCAAUGCCUUGUCUGGGCCUGAAUGCAUGGCUCCCAUAUGGAUUGCAAUAUUUGCGAUGACUGUCCUCACCUUGCUCUUCGUCAUAAUGAUUCUGGUGUGGAGGAUGUGCAAGAAAAAGACGUCAGGAGGAAAUAAUUCAACUCUCUGGGUAGAACAAGUCCCCCUGAACGGCAAAAGCUGAGCUCUGAAUCACUCAAAGCAGAAAAAUAAACAGGAAAAUAAAUGCUUUUAUUUUUUAAACUCUGGGACGUGCAUGAAGAAAUGUUUUAGAAUGUAAAAAAUUGCAAUGUUCAUUUUACUGUUAUUUUUUUUUUUUUAUAAAAUAUGUUACAUUUUUUUUUACAGAAAAGGAAAAAAAAUCGGUUUGCUUUCUUUGCCGUUGAGAAUAUCUUAGUUUUUAUACAUUAUUUAAAUUAGUUCAUCAACUGAAAUUAAACAAGCAUUUUUUAGCUUGCAGCUAAAAGCAGUUUGCAAAACCACCGACUGUAUAUUUUCUUUCAACCUCAAACUGAAAGUUGAGAUCAGCAGUGACCUUUUUGGUAGCACAGCUCUGAAAACAUUUCUGUUUUAUGUUACAGCAUGUAAAAAGAAUAUUUAUACUUUAUCUUUGAGACCUCUCGCGUGUCCAGGACAGCAUCAUGACAUGAAAUGUCAUGAGAUCUGAAACUGUUUUUGUACAACACACACAAAAAAAGAACAAAACCAGGAAGUUCUCUGCGGUUGUGAACAGGCUGACUGCUGAUAUGUGUAAAUCUGGGUAUGUGGCAGACGUUCUCACAAUCAGACUUUUUUUUUCCUUUUUUCUUUUGUUGAGACGCAAGCUUGCAGUGUUAGGUAAAAUCUACCCAUGCAAAAAUUAGUUUUGCAACCCUGCUGCUCAAACUUGAUGCUGGAAACAUUUCCAGUUUACAUCAUUCAGUUGGUCGCGUUGCUGAGAAACUGAGAGUGAACGUCCGUGUAACCUGUUUCUCGUGGCCUUGUUCUAACUUGAGUUUAUUUUGAAAACAGCGACUGUAAAAUUCUGUGUGUGCUUAUUGUCUUUUUUCAGUGACACAUUGCACGUGUCAUUGUAUGUUUUUGCAUCCUUCAUUUUUAACUGAAGUGGAAUAAAUGUAAAUAAAAGAGACCAUGAUGCCUGAUUAAA
This is a messenger RNA of Fundulus heteroclitus (mummichog), 4416 nucleotides long. Its product is annotated as immunoglobulin superfamily member 2. Lineage: Eukaryota; Metazoa; Chordata; Actinopteri; Cyprinodontiformes; Fundulidae. The transcript is spliced from 9 exons. Bases 493 to 3453 code for a protein of 986 amino acids. The record is from RefSeq and is a predicted model, not a curated record.